Messenger RNA from Myotis myotis, 1761 nucleotides. RefSeq names its product potassium two pore domain channel subfamily K member 6 (gene KCNK6). Gene Ontology annotation, molecular function: potassium ion leak channel activity. Gene Ontology annotation, biological process: stabilization of membrane potential; potassium ion transmembrane transport. NCBI's taxonomy places the organism in Eukaryota, Metazoa, Chordata, Mammalia, Chiroptera, Vespertilionidae. The coding region runs from base 32 to 1258 and encodes 408 amino acids. The record is from RefSeq and is a predicted model, not a curated record. The transcript has 3 exons. Gene Ontology annotation, cellular component: membrane.
GACGCCUGGGACGCAGAGAGGGAAAGGCAGAAUGCCCCACUCUUUCCAUCCGGUUAGUCUCCUGGGUCCCGGAGUGCUGAGCUCCACCCUCCCGGUGUUAACACCUGGCGGUGGGGCGUGCCUCAGUUUCCCGGAGGCGGGGCGCUUCUCCUCCCUCUCCUGCCCCUCCCCUCCCCUCCCCUUUCUUCUCGGGUUCCUCUUCGGGGAGCUGAAGGCCGUGCUUCGAGCUCCCGGAACUAAAGCUGAGCGCCCGGCCAUCUACAGGCGGGGGCCACGUCAGCGGGGCGGCGGGGCUCGGUGGGAGCCGGGGAGCGCCAUGCGGCGGGGCGCGCUCCUGGCGGGCGCCCUGGCCGCUUACGCCGUGUACCUAGGGCUGGGCGCGCUGCUGGUGGCGCGACUGGAGGGGCCGCACGAGGCUCGGCUCCGCGCGGAGCUGGAGAUGCUGCGGGAGCAGCUGCUGCGGCGCAGCCCGUGUUUGGCCGCCCCCGCUCUGGACGCCUUCGUGGAGCGAGUGCUGGCAGCCGGCCGGCUGGGACGCGCAGCGCUCGCCAACGCUUCGGGGCCCGCCAACGCCUCGGACCCCGCCUGGGACUUUGCCUCAGCUCUCUUCUUUGCCAGCACACUGGUCACCACCGUGGGCUAUGGGUACACAACACCGCUGACUGAUGCGGGCAAGGCCUUUUCCAUUGUCUUUGCGCUCCUGGGCGUGCCGGCCACCAUGUUGCUGCUGACUGCCUCAGCCCAGCGCCUGUCACUGCUGCUGACCCAUGCACCCUUGUCCUGGCUGAGCAUGCGCUGGGGCUGGGACUCCCGGCGGUUGGCCCUCUGGCACCUGGUGGUUCUGCUGGGGAUCAUGGUGACCACCUGCUUCCUGGUGCCCGCCGCAAUCUUUGCCCACCUUGAGGAGGCCUGGAGCUUCUUGGAUGCCUUCUACUUCUGCUUCAUCUCUUUGUCCACCAUUGGCCUGGGUGACUAUGUGCCUGGUGAAGCCCCCGGCCAGCCCUACCGGGCCCUCUACAAGGUGCUGGUCACAGCCUACCUCUUCCUGGGUCUGAUUGCCAUGGUUUUGGUGCUGCAGACUGUCCGGCAUGUGUCUGACCUUUACGGCCUCACAGAGCUCAUCCUGCUGCCCAGCCCACGCCCUGCCGGCUUCCAUGAGGAUGAGGAUGAUCGGGUGGACAUUCUGAGUCCCCAGUCAGAACCACACCAGCAACUCACCACCAGCUCCCACACCAACUACGCCUCCAUCCCCAGGUAGCUGGGGCAGGCACCUUGAGACUGGAUGGACCUAGCCUGCGGCUGAGGGACCAUGUGACUGGAACUGACAUACGACCCUCGUGGGCACAUGCCAGUGCUCAUGAGAGCACUGCCACCAGCUGUCCAUCCUUUGUCGUACCUGUCCUGGGCUCCCCAAGCACCUGCAUUGCUUUGUUCUGGCUCCUUCUCUCAUCUCCCCCUCAUUCAGUGCUUCUUUGGCUUUCUCACCGUCUCUGUCUUUCCCUCUCAACGUCUCUUUUUUUCUUACUCUUUUAUUCCAUCUGCUUCUCUCAGCAACUCAACAUCUACAGUUCUACCAGGCUCUGGGCUCAGGUAUCAUUUCAGGCACUAGAUCAGUCACUUCACCCUGGGCAAGUGACAGUCCGUUCUGAGCCUUCAUUUUCUUAUCUGUCCAUUGGAAAGAACACAGGAUGGGGCAAAAGUAGGUUUACAGUUGUUCAUAUGGAAAAUGAUACAAUGAUCAAUAAAUAAUACUAGAAUAAA